Molecule: messenger RNA, 2955 nt
Organism: Dendrobium catenatum
Lineage: Eukaryota; Viridiplantae; Streptophyta; Magnoliopsida; Asparagales; Orchidaceae
Exons: 9
Coding region: 183-1622 (479 amino acids)
Molecular function (GO): GTP binding
Source: RefSeq, a predicted model, not a curated record
UAGUAAACGGCCUGCUGCGAGCCGAGGACGCUUGGAUUUUAGGGUUUAGAGAACGCGGUGCUCUGAGAAGAGAGAGAGAGAGAGAGAAGCAGAGAAUUGAAGCGAAGGUAUACCACAAUCCUUUCUAGGCUGCUGGUUGCUUUCCCUACUUCGCGAUUCAGAAAGACAGGAAAAUAACUUGAAUGGCAGUCGGAAUUCGCAUGAAGAGAAGGGUUGUCGAUAAAUAUGCUGAUAGGAGGAGGAAUAAGAACAUUGUAGGUGCGAAAGGACACGGAGGUAGAUAUAACAUGGAAGAUUCUGAUGGUGAGGUUUUUGCAAGAGUGGAAGAACUAGCUCACUUACCUAAUAUGAGCGUGAAAGGAAGAAACUUGCGGUCGAGUAUCAAGCAGAGUGAGAAAAGAUUUGCGAGAAGGGAAGAAAAUGAUUCUGAGCUUUCUAGUUGGAGAAUGAGGAGAUCUGUUGUUUCUAAGGAUGUAGGGAGGGAAAGGAAGUCUUUUUUUGGGGUGCGAAAGGAACGGGGUAAGGAUGUCGAUGCUGCUAAAAAGGGUAAAGCUGGUGAUGCGAGAUUGUUUGCAGGGAAACCUCUUAGAGCAAUGCGAAAAGUUGCUGAUGAAGAUUUUUCUGAUUAUGAACAUAAUGGCGGGGAUUUCUAUAGAAGAAGAGAAAGGAGCAUGAAAACUGAAGCAUCUGCUGGAAAGAUUAGGUUGAAAAGGCGAAAGUUUGACGUUGAAUUAGCUGAAGAUAGCCCGAGAUGCGAUGCUGAAUCUGUAGAAUUGGAGAAGCAUGCAGUUACUAAAGAUGGAGAAAAUCAAAAUUCUGAGCAAAAGCCCAUUAGAAGGCCAACUCGGGUGCUGGACAAAACUGGUAAAAAGAUAAGAGUUCAAACAAAAGCCAUGGAAAAAGGCUCAACUGAGACCAGUGUUUCCAAGAAGACUACGAGGCGAGUUAUCAAGAUAGACCCAUAUGAUAUUUCAAAUAAAAGAUUGGAUGACGGUGUUCCAAAAAGUGACAUAGCCGUGGAGAAAGAAACUGUGGUUUCAAUGAAUGCUCAGUUUCGUGCGAUACAACCAAGUGCUGGAAUCCUCUCCUUCGUGGAAGAAAAUCUGCUGGGCCGCAGGCGGUUGAUCGAGUUGCAAAAUGCUGGCUACAAUGUCAAGCUAUCGGCCCCAUUAGAUAACACACCAUUUUCUACUGCAACAGAUAGAGAAAAGAUCGAAGAUAACGUGUUUAGGAAUAAGUUGGAAUUUUUCGCAGCUGCAAAGAUGUCCUCAUCUUUCCCAUCUCCAACACUUCCCGAGAUAGCAUUUGCAGGUAGGUCAAAUGUUGGGAAGUCAUCAUUGCUUAAUGCACUUACCAGACAAUGGGGUGUGGUGAGGGUAUCGGAUAAGCCUGGCUUGACUCAGACCAUCAACUUUUUUAAGCUCGCCUCAAAGCUUUGUUUGGUUGAUCUUCCUGGUUAUGGUUUUGCUUAUGCUAAAGAAGAAGUCAAGGAAAAUUGGGAGGAGCUUGUGAAGGAGUUUGUCUCCACUCGGGUUGGAUUACAGAGGGUUUGCCUUCUAGUUGAUACCAAAUGGGGCAUGAAAGCAAGGGACUUGGAGCUCAUAGAGUUAAUGGAACGGUAAUGAUCCAGCAUCCAUACAAGAUCUUCUCACUCAACUGCAAUCCAACUUUCAACUCAAGUAGCUCGGUGAUGUUUCACUCUUUCUCGGAAUUCAAGUUCUGAAGACAUUGUUAGGACUAUUCCUCUACCAACAACACUACGCCACCAAUCUUCUUCAAAUCGCAGGCUUCUCCGAUUGCAAACCAGCAACCACUCCUCUGGCUCCGUCGCCAAGCACCAAGAUCACGUCCAAUCAACUGUACAAUGAUCAUUAGCUCUACUGCAAGCUAGCUGGAUCAUUUCAAUACCUAACAUUCACUCGAUAGGACAAGAUUUGCCACAAACUCCAUCUGUCAACACAUGCAUGCGCCGAAUCAACAAAAUUUCAAAUCUCUCAAACGUCUUCUCCGAUACAUCAAAGGAACUCUUCAUUUCAGUUUUCCUCUCACUAUAGGCAACCUUCAACUAACAACAUAUGCUGAUGUAGACUGUGCCAUAGAUUCCAUGGACAAAAAAUCAAUAUCCGGAAUCUGCACCUUUCUAGGCAACAACCUCAUUUCUUGGUAUGUAAAUAAACAACCAACUGUUGCUAAGUCAUCCACAGAAGCUGAGUAUGGCUCGCUGGCUUCUAACACCUUAGAUGUUAUAUGGCUUCACCGUCUAUUUGUAGAGUUUCAAGCACCUCAAAAUUCUCCAACCACUAUAUACUGCAACAACACCUCGGCCAUCGCCCUCACAAACAAUCCCGUCUUCCACGCCCGUACAAAGCAUAUGGAAUUUGACUUCCACUUCAUUCGACAGCACAUCGACAAGGGUGCCAUCGUUCUCUCACACAUUAGCUCCUCUGACCAAGUCGCUGACAUCCUCACCAAGGCUUUUACUAAAACACACUUUUACAACCUUCGAAACAAAUUAACCAUUAUGAAUGCUUAAUUUGUGGGGGCAUGUUAGCGCACAUUACACGUCACCAUCCACGUAGCCUGUCUUUUACAUUUCUUGUUUCCAUUACAUUAUUUAUAUCUCUUGUGUACCGUCAUUUGGAUAUAGAAAAUAAGCUUUUCCUUCUCCCCCGAACUUGUCUUCUUCUGCUUGCUCCGGUUCUUUCAGAUGGCUCAUAUGAAUUCAACCCAGAAUAAUCAGUAACCAAUACAAGUCUUCUACUUGCAGAUGAGCAUCCCUCCCCAUGGAAAAAUUAUUGUGUCCGGACAGCGGUACCAAGCGGUACUGACCGGUAGUGCUGUCGGUACCGAGUGCGAUACCGAGCGCCUAGUGAUGUGGCACAUUUUUAUUGGUCUCUGGACACAUUCAGUGUCCGAACACAAUAAUCACUCCUCCCCAUGAGGCUUUUUCCUGGG